This is a messenger RNA of Melampsora larici-populina 98AG31, 468 nucleotides long. RefSeq lists its product as uncharacterized. The coding region runs from base 1 to 468 and encodes 155 amino acids. NCBI's taxonomy places the organism in Eukaryota, Fungi, Basidiomycota, Pucciniomycetes, Pucciniales, Melampsoraceae. The record is from RefSeq and is a predicted model, not a curated record. The transcript is spliced from 4 exons.
AUGGCCAAUAGCUUCUUCUGGAUUGCACUCUUACUUGCAAGUUUUUCUUCUUCCCCAGUCCUAAUGGAUCCUGUUGGGGACUAUAUCCCUGUGCCCAAAGAAGUCCAUCAAAUCACAGACUUCUUAACUUCUGCAGUUCUGGACCCAAAUUUUUCUGGAUAUUCUGGAGCUGAGGCCACACUGAUGGAAAUAAUUCCGGAGGAUGCAAAAAUCCGUGUAGAUGGGGUUGACAUGAAUCGGGAAGACUUUAUUGAGCGUGCAAUGGAUGAUGAUUAUCGCGCCAUAAACAAAAUGAUCAAGGACAGCGAGACCCAACAUCAUGAUACAAUUCUGAUCAUGCAGAAAGAGCAGGGUGAUCCCGUCAAGACUGAAUUCAAUGUGCUUUUCAAGCGUCAAGGCACUAGGGGAAACGGGGAGGGAACACAACCAGUUUACAAGCUCACCAAGGUUUCUCUGCGCAUGUUAUAA